AUGAGGGCCAUGCCCGGACACGCUCAAAGACUCAAGCUGCCGUACAUCUACAUGCAAGGUCUGCUGAACAUUGACCAGAAUGAUGAGCAGCUAUACACUCAAGCCGUGAAGGCCAAAGCGGACGACAAGACGAUCAGUCCUAUGUUUCUGAUCGCGCAGACUCUGCCUCUAUUGAUCCACGUCCUCGCCGAUCGUGAGUGUCCGAUCUUACCCCUAGGAACUGUCAACACACGCAAUACAUUCAAAAUCCAUCGGCCCAAGCUAGCUCGAGACAUCAGCGCCUUGAGAACAGCUUCUGAAGAGUCGAAGCUUUCUUACAGAGUCUACUUUGGAGGGUUCGAUAGGCCAGGCUAUCGCCGCAAAAGGGGUGUGGAGUUCUGCAUCUCUGUUGACGUACUGUUCGGCGAGGAUAUCAUUGUGACCCAGGAGCUUUGGGUCUUACAAUUUUUGACCAAGUCGUUCGAGCCACGAUACAUACCAGAUGGAGGCGAACAAGACCAGAGAGCACUGGAAGACCACGUAGGGGAUGGUGGCUCCCAUACAAUUCGUCUCGCAACGAGCGAUCCACACAAAUGGGCUGCUUCGACGAAAGACUACAACCGUAUCCACGUCUCGCACUUAGGGGCUAAGAUAUUCGGGUUCAAGUCCGUCAUCGCACAUGGCAACCAUCUGGUCGCUCUGGCCACAGAAUGCUUGCGAGAUGACAUUGCGAAGGACCAGGAUUCACCCAGCUCGAAGGCAAGGCAAAUGUGGUGGGAAGGGACGAAACCUAUCAUACUCGAGGCUCGUUUCAUUAGACCUACGACCUUACCUGCAGAGUCCCAUAUCGCUUGGCGAGACUCUGGGAACAGCGACUCUGGAGUACGAUUUACCAUGUCAAGUCGUGGCAAAGUCUGCAUUUCCGGGUCUUUGAUUCAUGACGAUACGCAGAUUCCAAUGAAGGCCAUUACGUCGCCAAUAGAAUAA
Molecule: messenger RNA, 966 nt
Organism: Zasmidium cellare ATCC 36951
Lineage: Eukaryota; Fungi; Ascomycota; Dothideomycetes; Mycosphaerellales; Mycosphaerellaceae
Exons: 1
Coding region: 1-966 (321 amino acids)
Source: RefSeq, a predicted model, not a curated record